Molecule: messenger RNA, 858 nt
Organism: Caenorhabditis elegans
Lineage: Eukaryota; Metazoa; Nematoda; Chromadorea; Rhabditida; Rhabditidae
Gene: clec-191
Product: CW domain-containing protein
Exons: 5
Coding region: 1-858 (285 amino acids)
Source: RefSeq, marked reviewed
AUGCGUCUACUGGUUUUCUUCCUGAAAAUCGCUUUUCUCAUCAAAUUGGCUAUGCCAAUUGAGAAAAUGUUGUUAUUUUAUGGAAAAAUCGUAAAAUUCAACAAAGAAGCUAUAUCUAUAACUGUUACGGAUCUAGACUCUUGCGUACAAAACUGUUUCGAGGAAUCCACAUUUAUUCUGGCGUUCUGGAACAGUAGUGGGUACUGUAACUUAUUCGGUUUCAGUAGCUUUGAUGAGAUUCGGGAAAUUGAGAGCGACGAGGGAGAUGUUGGUCAAUAUUUAGCUGUGAAGGCUGAUCUACCAAACAAUACUUGCCCAGCUUUCCCAUUUGAAACCGAUAUUAAGCGUCCUGGAAACCAAACAUGGAAAUCUGGCAAUGGCUGGACCACACGGUUAUGUAAAGCCGGCUGGACCCUGUUCAGUAGACCCGACUCAAUUUUUGUCUGUCUCAAAUUUUUCGAACUGAAACUUGGAACGAAUCGUACGGUUGCUCUGCAAACUUGUGUAGAUAAUGGUGCCAUUAUGACAGGGCUUGCAACCCGUAGCGAAGUUUAUUGGUUGACAGAAUUCAUAGUAGCUCCUCUGCAAACCGGACAAUGGGAUGGAAUUUGGCUGAAUGGAAUGCGAGACUGUAGCUCUAACACCAAUAAAACGUGUCAAAAUUUUGUCUGGAGCGACGGCUAUACCAUUGAUACUGAGCUGCUAAAACCGGGGUUUCUUUGGGAUCCAGGAUAUGUUAAUAACCAGCAGGAUUGUCUGGCAGUCAUAAGCUCUAUCAGUGAUCUAAAACUGAAUAUGGUUAACUGUACAUCGUACGACGUAGCGAUCGGAGUUGCCUGCGGAUACCAAUUCAAAUAA